This is a messenger RNA of Notodromas monacha, 1959 nucleotides long. NCBI's taxonomy places the organism in Eukaryota, Metazoa, Arthropoda, Ostracoda, Podocopida, Cyprididae. The record is from the annotation of a GenBank genome assembly.
GUUCAGUUUCCGUAUUUUUUUAGGGGAGGUGUUGAAAGGUAAACGAAUAUGAGUAUAUAUCAGUGAAUGUGGUUUCACGGAUGACGUUUGUGAUGCUUCGUCCCGCGGAAGAAUUUCCGGGGUUGAAGGAAACUCGAAGUGGGCGAUUCUAAUCCGGUCAUUCCUCUUGAGAACGUGAAGUACUUAAAUCAUGGGGGUUCCUACGACAUUCAACCCUUCGUGGUUUGUACAGCUGUUUCAUUCACGUCCUCAUUGGGAUAUCUCGUUGCGUGUCGUGAAUGACACAUUCGACCUUAAGAAUGAGAUGUACCGAGAGACUUUGGGCCUGUGGGGAUCCGUACCAGCGGUCGUCUUGAUCAUCAGCCUGAUCAUCCUCCUGUUCUACUUGUUGGCUUAUUGCUGCCGAAGAAAGACUGCUAAGAAGAAACGAUUUGAAUUCCUUCGAUGGGUUCUCAUGUUUUUCGGUUUGGUUUGUUGUGGUAUUCUGACCUGUGCGAUGUACGGAAGCCACUUGGCUCACAUUAGCAUUACCGACUUCGUUCAGAGUGUGGAAAAGAUCAAUCUGGGCUCAUCGAGCGCGAAGAAUCAAACUGAUGAAGUUGCUGGAAAAUUGCAUAAGGACGUCGAACCGAGAGUGGGAUUAUUGAGCGAAGAAUUCAGCCGUCAAGAUGGUGAUCCGAGGGUACGAAUUGCCAUCGAAGAGAUGUCUGGCAACGUUUCGGAAGCGAAGAACCGGAUCGCUGUCAUAAGUGGAAAAAUAAGUCACGCGGAAUACUCCGCCUUUACUACCCUUGUAUCCCAAAUCGAGAUGAUACGCGCACCAGUGACUCUGGCCUUGUUCGGUUUGUUCAUCCUUUUCUGCCUGAUUCUUAUGAUUGGUCUGAUCAAGAGAUCAAGGUGCACACUCAUGCUAUUCUCAGUUUUGGGGCUGGUCGCGACAGUCGUUUGCGGACUCCUGGUUUGCGCUUUUUUCGUGAUAGCGAUGGGAUUGAGCGAUAUUUGUCAGAGACCAGACGAAUUCGUCCUGAAUCAUUUAGGAGAAUACCCUCCGCCUGCAAUUGCGCAGUUUUACGUCAAGUGUCACCCUGUGGCGGACAACCCGUUUGAGCAAUACAUUUCUGAUGGCAUACGUGCUACUACCAAUAUCCAAACCUCCUUGAACGUCGUCUCUGAAAUAGCGGAAAAGUUCGGAGAUGACCAACGUCAGCAGCAUCGACAGCUUCAUCCAAACCUUGUGAAAUUGGGACAAGCUGUGAACGCCACUAACAACAGCAUUCGAAAACUCAACGAAGCGUUGCAGUGUCGUCCAAUCCAUAAGGAAUACGUUUUUGCGCUGAACAGCGGCUGCAAUGAUCUAAUAAAUUAUUUAAACACGGAGGAGACAGAUCCAUUUCUCCCCCAGGGAAAGCAGGCCAGGAGCAGUGGCCAAGCGGGUGCUGGUAGUCUCGGGCGUCGAACCAACAUCGCCAUGACCGGCAGUCUUGGACCCACCUAUCGAGCCAGGCAUUAUUCAAAUACUCACACUCCUCCUCAAACUCCUCCGUUUCCCAGCACUCUGAACGGAAGAAUGAUCGAGGCUGACCCUCGGUACGCAGGCUAUCAUCAUGCACAGUACCACGGGUACGCUACUCAAGCUCACCCUGGAGCGCAACCUGUGAGCAGCAUUUCCACCCUGCCCGGUCCGAACCACGGCCAAUACGCCACACUAUCUCGUCAUUGUAAAACGUUGGAGUCAUCCAGUUUCUACUGAACUGCGUCUCGUCUACCUCCGUUUUUGAACCCGCAGUUAUGAAUGCCUUUCUCACGCCGACGAUGGUUUCCUCAAAUAUUGUUUUUCUUCCUGACUUCUUUUUUGGCCGUUCCAAUAACCCGUUUCAUCCUUAUUUUGGUGCAUUGUUUUGGGAACAUGGAUCUAAAUAUUUGGACGAUUCGUCCAAUCGGGAAGAAGCGGCGAAUAGG